This is a messenger RNA of Knipowitschia caucasica, 2079 nucleotides long. The record is from the annotation of a GenBank genome assembly. Lineage: Eukaryota; Metazoa; Chordata; Actinopteri; Gobiiformes; Gobiidae.
AUGAGCUUUAGCUUUGGUACAACAAGAGAAUUUAACUGUUCCACAUCGUCCACAACGGAGUCUCUGCUUCAGCCUCUGUCUCUGCUUCAGCCUCUGUCUCUGUCUCUGUCUCUGCCUCUGCCUCUGUCGCUGCCUCUGCCUCUGUCUCUGUCUCUGCCUCUGUCUCUGCCUCUGUCUCUGCCUCUGCCUCUGCCUCUGUCUCUGUCUCUGUCUCUGCCCCUGCCUCUGUCUCUGUCUCUGUCUCUGUCUCUGCCUCUGCCCCUGCCUCUGUCUCUGUCUCUGUCUCUGUCUCUGUCGCUGCCUCUGCCUCUGUCUCUGCCUCUGCCUCUGCCUCUGUCUCUGUCUCUGUCUCUGCCUCUGUCUCUGCCUCUGUCUCUGCCUCUGUCUCUGUCUCUGUCUCUGUCUCUGUCUCUGUCGCUGCCUCUGCCUCUGUCUCUGUCUCUGCCUCUGUCUCUGCCUCUGCCUCUGCCUCUGCCUCUGUCUCUGUCUCUGUCUCUGCCUCUGUCUCUGCCUCUGUCUCUGCCUCUGCCUCUGCCUCUGUCUCUGUCUCUGUCUCUGCCUCUGCCCCUGCCUCUGUCUCUGUCUCUGUCUCUGUCUCUGUCGCUGCCUCUGCCUCUGUCUCUGUCGCUGCCUCUGCCUCUGUCUCUGUCUCUGCCUCUGUCGCUGCCUCUGCCUCUGUCUCUGUCUCUGUCUCUGUCUCUGCCUCUGCCUCUGUCUCUGCCUCUGCCUCUGCCUCUGUCUCUGUCUCUGCCUCUGUCUCUGCCUCUGUCUCUGCCCCUGCCUCUGUCUCUGCCUCUGUCUCUGCCUCUGUCUCUGCCCCUGCCUCUGCCUCUGUCUCUGCCUCUGUCUCUGCCUCUGUCUCUGUCUCUGCCUCUGCCUCUGUCUCUGUCUCUGCCUCUGUCUCUGUCUCUGUCUCUGUCGCUGCCUCUGCCUCUGUCUCUGUCUCUGUCUCUGCCUCUGCCUCUGCCGCUGCCUCUGCCUCUGUCUCUGUCUCUGCCUCUGUCUCUGCCUCUGUCUCUGCCUCUGCCUCUGUCUCUGUCUCUGUCUCUGUCUCUGUCGCUGCCUCUGCCUCUGUCUCUGCCUCUGCCUCUGUCUCUGCCUCUGCCUCUGUCUCUGCCUCUGUCUCUGCCUCUGUCUCUGCCUCUGCCUCUGCCUCUGCCUCUGCCUCUGUCUCUGCCUCUGCCUCUGCCUCUGUCUCUGCCCCUGCCUCUGCCUCUGUCUCUGCCUCUGUCUCUGUCUCUGCCUCUGUCUCUGCCUCUGUCUCUGUCUCUGUCUCUGCCUCUGCCUCUGUCUCUGUCUCUGCCUCUGUCUCUGCCUCUGUCUCUGCCUCUGUCUCUGCCUCUGCCUCUGCCUCUGCCUCUGCCUCUGUCUCUGCCUCUGCCUCUGCCUCUGUCUCUGCCACUGCCUCUGCCUCUGUCUCUGCCUCUGUCUCUGUCUCUGCCUCUGUCUCUGCCUCUGCCUCUGUCUCUGUCUCUGUCUCUGCCUCUGCCUCUGUCUCUGUCUCUGCCUCUGCCUCUGUCUCUGCCUCUGUCUCUGCCUCUGCCUCUGUCUCUGCCCCUGCCUCUGCCUCUGUCUCUGCCUCUGUCUCUGUCUCUGCCUCUGUCUCUGCCUCUGCCUCUGUCUCUGUCUCUGUCUCUGCCUCUGCCUCUGUCUCUGUCUCUGCCUCUGCCUCUGUCUCUGCCUCUGUCUCUGUCGCUGCCUCUGCCUCUGUCUCUGUCUCUGCCUCUGUCGCUGCCUCUGCCUCUGUCUCUGCCUCUGUCUCUGUCUCUGCCUCUGCCUCUGCCUCUGUCUCUGUCUCUGCCCCUGCCUCUGUCUCUGCCUCUGCCUCUGUCUCUGCCUCUGCCUCUGUCUCUGCCUCUGUCUCUGUCUCUGCCUCUGCCUCUGUCUCUGCCUCUGUCUCUGCUUCAGCCUCUGUCUCUGUCUCUGCCUCUGUCUCUGCCUCUGCCUCUCAAUAGAGCUGCACGACAUCAGGGCUCGGGAAAAUACGAUUGGAAGCGAAAAGCGUUUUACAUGAAUCCAAUCGCACGCAUUUGUGACGACACAGAAACACUCAGAACAGACUCGGUGACGAUCAAAUGA